UGAAGAUUUAAAGGCCCGGUGCUUUCUCCGUCUCGUUACUCUUUGAAAAGAUGGACUCCCUCUGGCAGGAGCUGUAGGUUUCUCUUCAAGAUGCCCUCUCUGGAGCACUAUUGUAUAGUGAUCACUCCAAGAGCAAUCUUAAAAGACAUGUGAACUUCAACUCCCAGUAUUCCCCAGUCAACAGGCUGACAGUUGAAACCCACACGUCUGAAAGCUGCCAAGUUUGAAAAACACUGUACUAGAGGCAUGAAACCUGAUAUCUGCGGAGCAAAUGGAAACCGUCGCUUCUCAGUGCGGCAAAACGCUCUUGGAGUGGUAUGGAACUCAACCGUGGGAAUCAAGACUCCAGCCUGACUCCGUGCAGGGAAUUUUCAGGGCAGCCUUUCUCUGCGCUAAUCCCUUGCUUCUUUCCCGACCUUCCUUAUGAUUUAUUUUAUGGUUUAGGAUUACCUUAUGAUUUAUGAUGAUUGUAUUUUAUGAUCAUGAUUUAUCCCUUGUUGCUUGUACCUACACUGAGAGCUUAUGCACCGCAGAUAAAUUCCUUGUGUGGCCAAUCGCACUUGGCCAAUAGAGUCCUAUCCUAUCCCAAGGGGGAUCCCGACCUCGAUGCGCUCCCCUUUCCAGCCGCGCGUUCCGUUAAAGCGACGGGGAGGUCCCGGCGAACGCGCGGCGCGGUUCCCGACUCUAGGAGGGCUUAGUGGAGGAAGAGGAGGGGGAGUGGGCGGGACCAGAACUCGGCCGUCCAAACCCCUGCUCGGGUCGGCGCCUCUCCAGCGGUUGCUCCUGUCUGUCCGCAGCCAAUCACUCUCUCCGCCAAUUACAAAGCAGGAGGAGGGGGGCCGGCCGCCUUAGCCAAUCUGCACGAAGCGACCUCCUUCUGUCAUUCUCCCCCCUCCCCUCCGCCCAGCAUUCCUCCCGUCCCCCUCGGAGCCUCCCCCUCCCUUGAGGCAGGGUCGCUACUUCGAAAGGACGGGUGGAUCGCGCGGGCUUUGGGGCGGCUGCCUAGGGCGGGGCGGGGAUCCUUCGGAUCUUCUUUGCCUGGUUCUUCCCCCUCUCUCCUCCCGCCCUCCUCCCCCCCAUCGCCCUGUUCCCCAGCAUCGGCGAAGAUCUCCCCCUGCUCUCCUCUCCCCUCCAGAGGUCCGGGGGAGCCGGAUCGCAGGAAGCAAUCGCGUCCUCUCGCUCAACGUCCUAUCCCGAGUGGUCCCGAUCUCCUUCUCUCGGGUCGCCGGCUUCAGCCCAACCCCUCCCCCUCCACCCAGUUUCAGCCUCCCCAACUCUCCGGGUGCUGCGCGCAGAAAGAAAGAUCGCCUGGAAAGGAAAGACACCCACGUGGGCUGGAGAAGCAGCUGUUGCUGUGGGUCCCCACCCCAGCCCCCCUCUCGCCCCAGCUGUGGAAUGAAGGCUAAGCCUUCAGAUGGAUGGACCACUGGUGAAAGGUGAGGGCAAGUCCUGGGAAUCCUUGGGACUGAGUGCUAGACUGAAGAAGGGAGUGGAAAGGAUACGAGAGAUCAAGCUGGAUUCUUCCUCCUUUCGGGAUAGAUUGCCUGCCAGAGUGGAUGGUAAUGAAGAAAAGCGAUCGAUUAGAGUAAAGACUGAAAAAAAGGAGAAAGCAGAUCUGGAAUUUGAGAUGGAAAUUUCUGCAGGUGGAAAACUGCUGGGCCCUGCACCUUCACGAGGUUCCUCAACCCAGGAAGAGAUGAAGGUGGAAACAGAGGAGCAGAAGGUACAAGAAUUUGAGGUGCAGAAAGUCACCAUCCCAAUAGAGGGUUCGUCUUCCUCUUUGCACCCAAACACUUGUGGCGUGUGUGGGAAGAGUUUCAGCCGCCGCUCGAACCUGGCCAAGCACCAGAUCAUCCAUACGGGAGAGAAGCCGUACCGUUGCAAUGACUGCGGCCGCAGCUUCAACCAGAGCUCGGCGCUCACCAAGCACCAGCGGACGCACACCGGGGAGCGCCCCUAUGUCUGUGGGGACUGUGGCAAGGCCUUCACAGCUAGUUCCAACCUCCUCCAGCAUCGGCGUUUCCACACCGGGGAACGGCCCUAUCGUUGUGAAUUGUGCGGCAAGGCCUUUUCCCAGAGCUCCAACUACAACCUGCAUCGGCGCGGCCACACAGGGGUUACGCCUUACCAGUGCAGCGUGUGCGGUAAGCGAUUUACUGGGAGCUCAUGCCUUACUCGCCAUCAGCGGACUCACACCGGAGAGAAACCGUACCAAUGCCAGGAAUGCGGGAAGCGCUUUUCGGGGAGUUCCACGCUGGCUAACCACCGGCGUACCCACACGGGUGAGAAACCCUAUGGUUGUGUUGAGUGUGGCAAGAGCUUUAGUAACAGCUCUCACCUAAUCCGUCACCGUCGCGUCCAUACAGGUGAGAAACCAUACAAAUGCCCCCAUUGUGAUAAAAGUUACCGCCAAGACUCUCACUUAGUUCAGCAUAUGCGUUCUCAUACAGGUGAGAAGCCAUACCGGUGCACACAUUGCGGCAAGGGCUUCUCACAGAGUUCCAAUCUCAUCAUCCACCAACGGACUCAUACAGGCGAACGACCCUUCACCUGUCCAGAGUGUGGGCGGAGCUUCAGCCAUAGUUCUGAUCUCAUUCAGCACAAGCGGAUACACACCGGGGAGAAGCCUUACGUCUGCUCCAUCUGUGGAAAAUGCUUUUCUCAGAGCUCAAAGGUUACCCAACACAAACGCUUCCAUUCUGGGGAACGUCCAUUUUCCUGUGGGGAGUGUACCAAAACUUUUCGUCUCCGGGCUGAUUUAGUCCGUCACCUCCGUGCUCAUACCGGAGAGCGGCCUUUUGGCUGUCCUGAGUGUGGGAAACAUUUUGCGGAGAGCUCCCAUCUGAUCCGUCACCAGAGGAUCCACAUGAGUGAGCGUCCCUUUCGUUGUCCAGACUGUGGGAAAGGAUUCAAUCAGAGCUCCAACCUCCAGCAGCAUCAGCGGGUCCACCGGGGCCAGAAACCCUUCAAAUGUGAUGAGUGUGGGAAAGGUUUUGGCGUAAGCUCGGCACUCUUGCAACACCAGCGCACUCACACAGGUGAACGACCCUACUGCUGCAGCCAGUGUGGGAAGAGUUUCAGUGUCAGCUCCACCUACCAUAUACACCAGCGUAUUCAUGCAGGACAAAAGCCCUAUGCAUGUGCGGACUGUGGGAAAGGGUUUGUGCGUAGUUCAGCUCUCCUUCAGCAUCAAGCCACUCACACCGGUGAGAAGCCCUUUCGAUGUCCCUAUUGUGGAAGAGGGUUUGGACAGAAAUCGGCACUUUCUCAGCAUCGGCGAGCCCAUGUGAGGAGAGGGGAGACAUUGACUUUGAUAGAAGGAUGGGAAACGGCUGGGAUGGAAGAGGUCGGGGACCAGGGAGUGGGAGAGGAAGCAGACCACCUGUGGCAAAGGAAUGGAAUAGGGAUUAUGGAGCCCGAAUGGCAGGGUGUUGGGGAUGAGGCCACAAGGCAGGAAUGGGGGGAUGACGGGGAUGAGGCCAUGAGGGUGGAGUGGCAGGAUGAUGUUGACGAGUUGCCACAGUUGCAGGAGGAUGGCAGAGAAAGCACGAGGCAGAUCUGGAAAGAUGGUGUGGAAUCCUCCACGGGGACCGAGUGGCAGGACGAGGAGGAUGAACAACUGGAACAGGGAUCACAGGGGGAUUGUACUGAAAGCAUGAGGCUAGAAUGUCAGGAGGACGAUGACGAUGAUGAUGAUGACAAUGAUGAUGACUUUAGGAGGGUGGAGGAGAGUUUCCAGGACGGCAAUCUGAGUAUGAGACUAGAGUGUCACGAUGAUGAUGAUGACGAUGGUGAAAGCGUAGAAGAGUACAUACAAGAUGGCAGUAAUUCAGACAUGAGGGGAAAAGGUCAGGACGAGAUCACAAAGCACGGCUGGCAGGAUGAUGGAGGUGAAAGCAUGAGGGAAGAAUGGGAGACUACUUUAGAUCAUUUAAGGCAGGAGAAAUUAAUUGAGGAAGAAGAGUGGCAGGACAGCGAAGGGGAUAGUGAGAAGCAAAGUUGGCUAGGCAAAGGGGAGGACAGCUUGGAGAGAACAAGGAAGAAGUCGGAGACUGAGUCACCCUACUGAAGUUGGGGAGCUUAAGGAAUUGAAACGAUUGACUGGCAUAGAGUAGAAGAGAGUAGAAGGCCUACAAUGCUCAAAAUAGCUCAAACCAGCAAGUCAUCAAAAGUCAUUGUGGACAAACAGCAGAACCCUACCUAGAUGCAAAGCUGUCAUGUCCUUCUGCAACAAAUAUUUGUCGUAUUUGUUGUAUUUAUAUUUGUAGGCUAUUCUGUGGUGUCUGCUCCCUCACUCCAGUCCCUGCAUGCCUGUGCUACAGAGCGCUGUGUGGUGGCUGCCUUAUGGUCAAGCUAUACGAUCCGGCUCCCUGUAUCAUUCCAAGCCUUGUGCCCUUUGCUGAUCAAAAUAAUUUCCAAAGGGUGAUUUUAUUCGGUCUGUUUUUAAACAGUACUCUACCUAAGUACAUGAUGUAUUAUACUUCCCAAUCCAGCCCAUGUUUUGUUAAAAAAAAAAGUUUCACAACACUUCCGAGGUAAGACAUCUUUUUUUAUAAAUAAGUGGGUGCCUUUCCUUACAGUGGCAAUUCUUGCUGGAUUCGAGGAGUUGAUUUGGGAGAAAUCUUCCUUCAAUUCAGUCUAUAAGCUUUGAAGUUAUUGACUUAGGAGGUUGGGAUUCGGGGAUGGGGCAAAAAAGAUAAUAUCGUCGUUUUAUUUUCACAGUUGUUACUUAGGAACCCAGCAGAAUGUGGGGACACUGUAAGACUCCAGUAUUUAACUAGAACAGCUUUUGAAAACUUCUGUUGCAUGCUCUGAAUCUCUCCCAACUGUAGUUAUUUUUGUAACGUUCUAAUCCUCUCUUUUCUGUGUCUCCUUCUGCUGAACUAAUAAAUGCUCUUUUUGAUUCUA
This is a messenger RNA of Crotalus tigris (Tiger rattlesnake), 4908 nucleotides long. Its product is annotated as zinc finger protein 271-like. NCBI's taxonomy places the organism in Eukaryota, Metazoa, Chordata, Lepidosauria, Squamata, Viperidae. Gene Ontology annotation, biological process: negative regulation of transcription by RNA polymerase II. The coding region runs from base 1415 to 4069 and encodes 884 amino acids. The transcript is spliced from 7 exons. Gene Ontology annotation, molecular function: DNA-binding transcription repressor activity, RNA polymerase II-specific. The record is from RefSeq and is a predicted model, not a curated record.